UCAGCCCCUGUCGGCUCCUGUCAGCCCCUGUCGGCUCCUGUCAGCUCCUGUCUGCUCCUGUCGGCUCCUGUCGGCUCCUGUCAGCUCCUGUCAGCCCCUGUCGGCUCCUGUCUGCUCCUGUCGGCCCCUGUCGUCUCCACAGCGCCCCCUGUGGGUGAUGCGUCUCUAGCCCCUCCCCCGGCACCAUGCUGCUCUGUCAUUGGCCGGUCAUGCUCCUGUGGCUCCUCCCCCGCGGCGGUGUGUCGGAGCAGGAGGUGUGUCUGGCCGUGAUCCUCCCUCACUCAAACACAGAGUACGCGUGGGCGUGGCCUCGCGUGGGCCCCGCCCUCACGGCGGCGGUGCGGCGGGUGAACUCUGACCCUGGGCUGCUCCCCGGCGUGAGGCUGCGGCUCGUGAACGGGAGCUCGGAGAACGCCGCCGGCUUCUGCUCCGACUCCAUCGCGCCCCUGGUGGCCGUGGACCUGAAACUGGACGUGGACCCCUGGGCCUUCAUCGGGCCCGGCUGCGACUACUCGUCCUCGCCCGUCGCCCGCUUCACCUCGCACUGGCAGGUUCCCAUGGUAACGGCCGGGGCCCGGGCAAUCGGCUUCGAAGAAUACAACGUGACCAACACGGGACCCACGCACAAGAGGCUUGGCCAGCUCGGGCUGCACAUACAGGAGUCUCUGGGCUGGAGGAACAGGGCCACGCUGCUGUUCAGCGAUAACAAAGACUCAAACGACGAUCGUUCGUGUUAUUUCGCCGUGGAGGGACUUUACACCGAACUGCAGAAGAAGAACAUCACCGUGAGAGACCACAUCAUCCACGGCAAUGCCGACGCCGACCACCGCGCCCUCGUGCGCGACGUGACCGAGAACGGGAGAGUGGUGUACGUGUGCUGUGCUGCGUCUGUGUUCCGGACUCUUCUUCUUCAGUUCUACAGAGACGUUCCUUUCAUCCAUGAGUUCGUCUUCUUCUACAUCGACCUGUUCGGGGAGAGUCUGGGACUGGACUCAGACCUGGACUCAGACCUGGACUCAGACCUGGACUCAGACCUGGACUCAGACCUGGAUUCAGACCUGGAUUCAGACGUGGUGUUUCCGUGGCGCAGAAGGGACAGAGACGACGCUGAUGCCCGGGAGGCUUUCAAGUUUGUGAAGAUCAUUUCGUAUCUUGAGCCUCGAUCUCCUGAGUUUUCUGAGUUUGUUCGAGAUCUUCAACGAGACGCAAGAGAAAUGUUCAACUUCAACAUCUCCACACGCUCCCUGUUUAACGUCGUGGCCGCUGGCUUCUAUGACUCGGUGCUUCUUUUCUCUUUGGCUCUGAACGAGUCUCUGCCGGAUCUGAACCGGACCAGGACCGGACCCGGACCUGGACCCGGACCUAAACCCGGACCUGGACCCGGGCCUCGGUACCUCAGGCCUCAGAGGGACGUGGUGACGCCUCGAAUGUGGAACCGGAGCUUCACAGGGGCCAUGGGGCAGGUGCACAUGGAUGCUGUCGGGGACAGACAGUUCGACUUUGCUGUUUGGGACAUGACCGACCUCAGCUCCGCCCACUUUCAGGUGGUGGCGCUGUACAACGGGAGCCUCAAACAGCUGGUCCCGCAGAGGGGGCGGAGCUUCCAGUGGCCAGGUGGAGCCCCGCCCCCCGACACACCUGAGUGCGGCUUCAAGAACGACAAACCCGAAUGUCUCGCACGGACGGUGUCGAUGCAGCAGUUUGUUUCCAUUGUUUUCUGCUUCGCCUUCACCAUCGUCGUCACCAUCACAGUCUUCAUCUACAGGAAGUUACGUCUGGAGAGUGAGCUGGCGGCUCAGUUGUGGAGAGUGAACUGGGAGGAUGUUGAUCUCGGUCGUGGUGACAGAGGCCUGAGGCGAGCGGCGAGCAGACUCACCGUCUCCAUGAGGGGGUCACACUGUGGCUCUUUCAUCUCUGUGGAAGGAAACGUGCAAAUCUACACCAAGACCGGAUACUACAAGUGGUGUGGAGUCAUGUCACAGUGGUGUGGAGUCAUGUCGUGUGGUGUGGAGUCAUGUCACAGUGGUGUGGAGUCAUGUCGUGUGGUGUGGAGUCAUGUCACAGUGGUGUGGAGUCAUGUCACAGUGGUGUGGAGUCAUGUCACAGUGGUGUGGAGUCAUGUCACAGUGGUGUGGAGUCAUGUCGUGUGUUCGGUGGCGGAGCAGUUGAAGACGGGGCAGACGGUUCAGGCCGAAGCUUUCGACUCAGUCACGAUUUACUUCAGCGACAUCGAAGGAUUCACCGCCCUGAGCGCCCAGAGCACCCCCCUCCAGGUGGUGACGCUGCUCAACGACCUGUACACCUGCUUCGACGCCAUCAUCGACAACUUCGACGUCUACAAGGUGGAGACGAUCGGUGACGCGUACAUGGUGGUGUCCGGGCUCCCGGUGAGGAACGGGAAACUCCACGCUCCUCAGAUCGCGCUCAUGUCUCUGGCUCUGCUCCGCGCCGUUGCCAACUUCACUGUUCGCCACCGUGAAGACCACAAGCUCCGCCUCCGCAUCGGCAUCCACAGCGGUCCGGUGUGCGCGGGGGUGGUGGGGCUGAAGAUGCCGAGGUACUGUCUGUUUGGAGACACCGUGAACACAGCGUCCAGGAUGGAGUCCACAGGAGAAGCUCUGAAGAUUCAUGUUUCGGAGGCGACUCGUUUGAUUCUUCGUGAGUUUCCAGAGUUUGAGCUUCAGCCGCGAGGAUCCGUCCAGGUCAAAGGGAAAGGAACCAUGAAGACCUACUGGCUCCUGGACCAGAACCAGAACCGGGACUAGACCAGGACCAGACCAGGACCUGCUGGCUCGUGGACUGAGACUAAACCAUGGUCCUUCCCCAAACCCCCGUCCCUCAGGUCCCUCAGGUCAGACUUCUGUGAGUUUAGAGUCGGUCGGUGUUUUAGCGCCACCUUCAGGCUCCUUUUAGUUUGUGUUUGUGUAGAAUUAGAGUCAAAUCAAAUAUUACAUCAGAAAUAUUCACAAACCUUCCCUCCACACCAGAGUCUGUGGACGCUUCCUUUGCCACGCCAGAUUUUCACCGGCGACACGGCGGUGCCCCCCCCCUCCUAAGCCCCGCCCCCUUCCUAAGCCCCACCCCCCUUAUGGUUUUGUAUUUGCUUUUUUUUAAUCACCUUGUUACACGUGUUCCCCUCAGCCCCGCCCCCUCAGGCCCA
Molecule: messenger RNA, 3160 nt
Organism: Boleophthalmus pectinirostris (great blue-spotted mudskipper)
Lineage: Eukaryota; Metazoa; Chordata; Actinopteri; Gobiiformes; Gobiidae
Product: atrial natriuretic peptide receptor 1-like
Exons: 16
Coding region: 186-2765 (859 amino acids)
Biological process (GO): receptor guanylyl cyclase signaling pathway; intracellular signal transduction; cGMP biosynthetic process
Cellular component (GO): membrane
Molecular function (GO): peptide receptor activity; guanylate cyclase activity
Source: RefSeq, a predicted model, not a curated record